This is a messenger RNA of Zea mays, 2377 nucleotides long. RefSeq names its product protein binding protein. The coding region runs from base 99 to 812 and encodes 237 amino acids. Gene Ontology annotation, cellular component: plasma membrane. NCBI's taxonomy places the organism in Eukaryota, Viridiplantae, Streptophyta, Magnoliopsida, Poales, Poaceae. The record is from RefSeq and is marked validated. The transcript has 3 exons. Gene Ontology annotation, molecular function: protein binding.
AAAAAACAAGAGCAUUACCGGCACCAAUCAAUCAGGCUGGCAGUGGAGUGACAGCGGCGGCAACACCACGCCCACGCGGCGCCGGAGCCGAUCCCCCGAUGGAUCUCCCGCCGCUCUCCCACCAGGCCCUCUUCGCCGCCGUCCGAUCCGCCGACGCGCCCGCCGUCCGCGCGGUCCUGGCCGACGCCGAGGCGUCGGCCACCUCCUUGGCCGCGCUCGCCGCCGCUCAGACGGACGCCGGGGAAACCGCGCUGUACGUUGCCGCGGAGGCCGGCAGCGAGGAGGUCGUGCGCCUCCUCCUCCCUCUCUACGACUUCGAGGCAGCCACCGUCCGCUCACGCCUUGACCUCGACGCCUUCCAUGUCGCCGCCAAGCAGGGCCACACCGGGGUUGUGAAAGAGUUCUUGGGGCGGUGGCCAGGGCUUUGCUCAGUCUGUGACUCUUCCAACACUAGUCCCCUCUACUCGGCUGCUGUCAAGGAUCACUUGGAUGUGGUAAAUGCUAUACUGGACACUGAUGAUAGCUGCAUAAAGAUUGUGCGGAAGAAUGGGAAAACAUCCCUACAUACUGCUGCAAGAAUUGGAUACCAUCGUAUUGUCAAAGCACUCAUAGAGAGAGAUCCAGGAAUCGUUCCGAUCAAUGAUAGGAAGGGACAAACUGCACUUCACAUGGCUGUGAAGGGCAAAAAUACAGAUGUAGUGGAAGAGUUAUUGAUGGCUGAUGUUUCCAUUCUCAAUGUGAGGGACAAGAAAGGAAAUACUGCUUUGCACAUAGCUACACGGAAAUGGAGGCCCCAGAAUAUCUCAAUGUGAAAAACAUGUCGUAUGUAAGCCAUGGUGGUUUCUUAGUGGAGCAGAGCAUCUAUUGGAAGAGCAACCAUAUAUCUAAGAACACACGACCAUCUUAUAAAGCACUAUAAAGACAUUAGUUGCUGCUGCUAUUAACUGUCUGCCACUAGUCUUACUAAGUCAUUGCAACGGCGCAGGAAUGUAUCUGGAUGCUAAUAUCUCGGUAUCACUAUUGUGGAAGUGUGGCUGACUUCUCAACACACUAUUCUAGCAGUCCAGCCCACCCCACAUAGGCCUUAAAGUAUUAUAUAAAUGAUGCUUGUGUGUUAAAGGAAGAUCAAAAAUAGCCAUCCAGAAACUCACAGAACGAUGGGGUGCUUUUCUAUUUUAUGGAGUAUUUACGAUUAGUGUUCUAACUUCUAAGUUACCUUACUCUCAAACUCCGAACAUAUGUUUAUAUUAUUUGUGGGAAUUGUUCAUACUUGAUUCCAAACAUGCUUUGCUCUGACUUGCCAACUUUAUUUUACCUUACUAGUCACUAUUGUUUUCAGAUGGUACAGCUUCUUCUUAGCUAUGAAUCACUUGAAGUUAAUGCUAUCAACAGUCAAAAUGAAACAGCUAUGGAUUUGGCUGACAAAGUUCCUUAUGGUGAGUCUAAAACGGAAAUAAUAGAGUGGCUGACAGAAGCUGGUGCAAAGAAUGCCAGAAAUGUUGGGAAAAUUGAUGAGGCAUCAGAACUGAGGAGAACUGUGAGCGAUAUCAAGCACAAUGUUCAGGCACAGCUUAGCGAGAAUGCUAAAACCAACAAACGAGUGACUGGGAUUCGCAAAGAGUUGCAGAAACUGCAUAGAGAAGCUAUCCAAAACACCAUCAAUUCAGUCACCUUGGUAGCGACCCUGAUUGCCUCCAUUGCCUUCGUCGCCAUAUUCAAUCUGCCAGGUCAAUACUUCCAGGAUGUGAAUAGUGGGGGAGACAUUGGUGAGGCUGAAAUAGCCAAGCUUACCGGUUUCCGUGUCUUCUGCCUUCUGAACGCUACUGCUCUCUUCAUCUCCCUCGCGGUGGUCGUGGUGCAGAUCACCUUGGUUGCCUGGGAAACUGGUGCCCAGAAGCAAGUUAUCAAGAUCGUGAAUAAGCUCAUGUGGACGGCAUGCCUUAGCACGGGUGUGGCUUUUAUCUCGCUGGCCUAUGUUGUAGUUGGCCCGCAGCAUGCCUGGAUGGCCUUCACGGCAUCAGCCAUCGGAGGGCCGAUCAUGAUUGGAACUUUCCUGUUCCUAGCCUAUCUUCUGUUGCGCCCACGGUUCAAGUUCGGCGAAGACAGACAGCGCCGCAUCAAGAGGGCAAGCGGCAGCAAAUCCUUCUCCUGGUCAAUCCAUGAUGGGUUUUCAGAUCUGGAAGCCUUCUCUGAUCAUGAGAAGAGGAUCUAUGCCCUGUAGGAGGGUGUAACAGUAACUACUCCCACAAGAGGCAACUGGGAGAGUACAAAUGGUUCAUGUAUAUAUUUGGUUUAGCCGUUUUAGCCUAGCCGCUGUUAGACCUUUCUCCCCAUGUACAAUAUCUAAUAAUGAAGAGCUGCAGCUAUUGUAAAGUGC